UCCCCUCCACCCCCAUCCUCCUUUUCAGCAAUGGUACAGCAAUUCCAUGAAAGUCAUUUGUGUGUGGCUGGCUGAGAGACUAGACCUGCAGCUUCAUAUAUACCAGCUGAAGACGCUCAUCAAGAUUGUGAAGAAAACCUACAGGGAUUUCCGACUGCAGGGUGUGUUGGAAGGAACGCUGAACAGUAAGACUUAUGAUACGCUGCACAGACGUUUAACUGUGGAGGAGGCCACAGCCUCUGUGUCAGAAGGAGGUGGCCUUCAGGGCAUUACCAUGAAGGACAGUGAUGAAGAAGAAGAAGGCUGAUGACACACAGUUCUGCAGAAGGAAGGAAGACCUCAGCCUUUUUUUGUGCUUGUCCUUGUAUUUACUGUCUUGGCCAAAUAAAAAUGCUUCGAUAUCCUUAGAAAGUGAACAUGGAGAUAAAGAGAAAAAAGCCAAGUAUUUUUGGAUAGAAAACCAUAUUUAUAUGUAUAGCUUGACUUAAAAUUGGCUGUGUUCAUGACUGGGCUGUGAACUACUCUUGCCUUUUUGUUUUGUUUUCUCUGUCCGUUGUUGUUAGUAUGUUUGACCUUUCUUUUUAAUAGUCAUAUCAAAAUACGUCCUGUGUGUCAUAUGAGAUAUGCAUCUCCCAUGACACAACAUCAUAAAGAGAAGCCAUCUCCUCCAGUCACGGCAUCAACUCUUGUACUUCUGUCAAAAUGGUGUGCCUCCCAGUUAUAUGUUCUGUACGGAGUUUGUUCUGUAGUUAAUUUGCCAGUGUUGUGGUGUGUAAAAAUUGUAGCCUUGGUCUUCAUAACUCUGGAUUUGUCUGCAGGUGUAACCCUGGACUUCAAAGAGUGUCACACCUUAAUGUAGACUAGAUUAUCCACAGGCUUACACCUUGUUUCUUUCUGAGCAUUCUUUUUUUCAUGUGUACAUCUCCAGGUGUGCUUCCAUCAACAUAUUGUACUUUCCCAAGUGUAACCGCUUGCUGGCAAUAAAAACCCACUCGGUCAUAGCAACUUCCGUGUUCAUUAAACUUAAAUAGAUUAAAUGCAGUAAAAAAAUAUUUGCAGUAUAUCAAACAUCCCAA
Psammomys obesus (fat sand rat) is the source of this 1076-nucleotide messenger RNA. RefSeq names its product calcium-dependent secretion activator 2-like. Lineage: Eukaryota; Metazoa; Chordata; Mammalia; Rodentia; Muridae. The transcript is spliced from 2 exons. Gene Ontology annotation, cellular component: glutamatergic synapse. Bases 47 to 307 code for a protein of 86 amino acids. The record is from RefSeq and is a predicted model, not a curated record. Gene Ontology annotation, biological process: positive regulation of exocytosis; synaptic vesicle exocytosis; dense core granule exocytosis.